Molecule: messenger RNA, 1699 nt
Organism: Leptomonas pyrrhocoris
Lineage: Eukaryota; Euglenozoa; Kinetoplastea; Trypanosomatida; Trypanosomatidae
Product: putative mitochondrial prohibitin
Exons: 1
Coding region: 890-1699 (269 amino acids)
Biological process (GO): mitochondrion organization
Cellular component (GO): mitochondrion; membrane
Source: RefSeq, a predicted model, not a curated record
AGCACUUUUUUUGAGGUUUGAAGAGUAGCGCUUGAAUUUUCUCUUGCGUAUUAGAGCAUCCUCAAACGGCGUCGAAGCGGCCGGUUUUGCGGUUUCUAUUACAGCUGUGUGUGUGGCGUCUGUCUUCGGUGUGCCGCCGUCGAUUGUUCUUCUCUUCCGUGUCUUCUCAAUAUUACGUGUGCUUUUCUGGUUCUUGCGAGUGCGUGCCGUUGGUUAGCUGCCCGUUUUCAAAUUUUUCCCUUUUCUAAACAGAGGCGCGUCGCUCCUGUGGUUUACUAAAACAGUAUAAGCUAAAUCCACCAACGAAAAGCAAAUCGACAAGGAAGUUACGUUGGCCGUUGACUCGUUCAGCGGUUUCCGAUGCAGAAGCGCGCGCUCGUGGACCCGCGCUUCCAUUUUCACACCAGAGAAGACAGGAUGAAUCUGCCCUGUUGUUUCACAGGUCAGGUUCUCCCCCGAAAGCAACAUCGUGACGCCUCUUUAGAGAACGCGGUUCGCCUACGCGUGGCUGAGGCCGAAAGAAAUGCCUCAAGGCGGGCUGAGAGGCCGAACCAAGUAGCGCUCUGAGCUUUCUUUUUCUGGGUUUUAGAAUCGAGUAAAUGAGUCUUGAAGGGUUCACACGUUGAGUAGCACCUCCGUAGAAGCUGGCUUGCAACUUGACUCCUCUUUGUUUGCUCCAUUUUCCCAUUCGCUGCUUUCCUUGCUGUCUCACACACUCACACACACACGCACACACACCUCCAUACACACACCUCCAUCAGCACUACGGCAAUCAGCACCAUCCGGUUCGUGUUUUGUUUUGCGCUCCUGCGCGGCACCUUGAUCCACGGCGCGUACUCCUCGUUCUUUUUCCUUUCAAACCAUUAUUACCGCCACCACCACCAUCACCAUGUCCAAGAUUCUGCAAAAGGUCGCGAUUGGCGCCCUGGCCGCCGGCCUCGGCGUGUACAGCUGCUGCUUCAUCGUCUACCCCGGCGAGGCGUGUAUUCUGUAUAACAAGAUCAACGGACUGAAGAGCUCCGUCUACGGCGAGGGUCUGCAGUGCCGCAUCCUGGGCCUCGACGAGAUCAUGCGCUUCAACGUGCGUGUGCGCCCCCGCACUUUGCAAACGAUGACCGGUACGAAGGAUUUGCAGAUGGUGAACGUGCGCCUCCGUGUGCUGUUCCGUCCCGUGGCGGACCGCCUGCCGCAGAUCUACCGCACCUUCGGGCUCGAUUACGACGAGCGGAUUCUGCCCUCCGUGAGCAACGAGAUUCUGAAGGCGGUUGUGGCUGAGUACAAGGCCGAGGAGCUCAUCCAGAAGCGCGAUGCCGUGUCGGCCCGCGUGUACCAACUCAUGCAGGAGAAGGUGAACCAGUUCGGCCUCGUUUUGGAGGACCUGUCGUUGGUCGACAUUCAGUUCGGCACGGACUUCAUGACGGCCGUGGAGCAGAAGCAGGUGGCCCAGCAGGAGGCGGAGCGCUACCGCUACGUCGUGCUGGAGAACGAGCAGCGUCGGCGUGCUGCUGUGGUGCGGGCGGAAGGCGAGGCCGAGUCCGCCCAACUCAUCUCGGACGCCAUCCAGAAGUCCGGCUCCGGUUUCUUGGAGCUGCGCCGCAUCGAGGCUGCCGUAGACGUGGCGAACCAACUAGUGACGAUGCCGAACGUGACGUUUGUGCCGAAGGAUGCGGGUAUGCUGUUGAACAUGGCGAAGCAGUAA